AUGGCGCUGCAAAACAUUGGUGCUUCAAACAGGGAUGAUGCCUUCUACAGGUACAAGAUGCCCAGAAUGAUCACCAAGAUAGAAGGUCGUGGUAAUGGUAUCAAGACAAAUAUUGUAAACAUGGCUGACAUAGCAAAAGCACUUGCCAGGCCAGCUUCCUACACAACCAAGUACUUUGGAUGUGAGCUUGGUGCACAGUCCAAAUUUGAUGAGAAGACAGGGAUUUCCUUGGUUAAUGGGGCUCAUGAUACUGCAAAGCUGGCUGGUCUCCUUGAGGUAUUCAUCAAGAAGUAUGUCCAGUGUUAUGGAUGUGGGAAUCCUGAGACUGAAAUUCUCAUCUCAAAGACACAGAUGAUAUCACUGAAAUGUGCAGCCUGUGGGUUUGUCUCGGAUGUUGACAUGAGGGACAAGCUCACAACCUUCAUCCUGAAAAACCCACCAGAACAGAAGAAGGGAGGAAAAGACAAGAAGGCCAUGAGGAGAGCUGAGAAGGAACGCCUGAAGGAAGGUGAGGCUGCUGAUGAGGAGCAGAAGAAACUGAAGAAGGAUGCAAAGAAGAAGGGUGGUGCAUCUUCCAAGGAGUCCACUGCCAAGGGUUCGAAGAAGAAGGCUACUGCUGCUGGCUCUGAUGAGGACCACUCAACCUCUCCAACUCGCAGCCGUGAUGGUGACCAUGCAGCUGCAGAUGAGGAAGAGGAUGAUGAUGAUGUCCAGUGGCAGACUGACACUUCUAUCGAGGCUGCGAAGCAGCGCAUGCAGGAGCAGCUGAGUGCAGCAACUGCUGAAAUGGUGAUGCUGUCCACUGAGGAGACUGAGAAGAAGAAAAAACAGGCAACCCACAGAGAUGGCACUGCUAAUGGUUCAGCAAAAGAAAUACCUGAUGAGAAACCUGCUGUCACUAAGCCUAGUCCCUAUGAAGAACUGGUUGGAAACAUCAAGGCUAGCCUGGGAAGUGCUCCUACCCCUACCCAGCUGAAGGCUGUGCUGGCCUCCUCAACCCUUCCUCCCCAGGAUGUGAUGAAUGCUCUCCUCGAGUCUCUCUUUGAUGGUGUGGGCAAGGGAUUCGCGAAGGAGGUUGUGAAGAACAAGAAGUACCUUGCUGUUGCUGUUCCAGAUGAGGGUGCCCAGACACUGCUGGUUCAGGCCAUUGAGGCUUUUGGCGGCAAGUGCAGCCCUGAGGCACUGAAGGAGGUCCCAGUCGUCCUGAAAGCCCUGUACGAUGGAGAUAUCCUGGAGGAAGAAACCAUCGUGGACUGGUACAAUGCUGCUGUUGCAGCUGGAAAGGACUCCCAGGUCGUCAAGAACGCCGAGCCCUUCGUUGAGUGGCUCCAGAGCGCCGAGUCUGAGGAAGAGGACGAUGAGUGA
This is a messenger RNA of Miscanthus lutarioriparius, 1365 nucleotides long. NCBI's taxonomy places the organism in Eukaryota, Viridiplantae, Streptophyta, Magnoliopsida, Poales, Poaceae. The record is from the annotation of a GenBank genome assembly.